This is a messenger RNA of Coccinella septempunctata (seven-spotted ladybird), 2027 nucleotides long. Its product is annotated as sphingosine-1-phosphate lyase. Gene Ontology annotation, molecular function: sphinganine-1-phosphate aldolase activity; pyridoxal phosphate binding. Gene Ontology annotation, biological process: carboxylic acid metabolic process; sphingolipid catabolic process. The transcript is spliced from 8 exons. The record is from RefSeq and is a predicted model, not a curated record. Gene Ontology annotation, cellular component: endoplasmic reticulum. The coding region runs from base 93 to 1754 and encodes 553 amino acids. NCBI's taxonomy places the organism in Eukaryota, Metazoa, Arthropoda, Insecta, Coleoptera, Coccinellidae.
UCAGCUGAUAGUAAUCAAAAACAGUACGACUUUCCCAAGAUUGUUGUAGAGUAGAAACUGUGAUGUAACUAGCAAUAAAUUAUAGAUUCAAAAUGGAUUUAGUCAAAGUACCUCUGAAUCAAGCUAGGAUCGGAAUUAAUCAAAUAUUUGUAGGUAAAGAACCAUGGCAUAUAGUAACAAUUACCACUAGUUCAGUAUUAUUACUAUCCUGGCUCUACCGAUUUUUAUGUGAUGAUGAUAGUUUAGUGGAAAGAGGAAAAAGAACUUUUUUUGAUCUUUUGCAACUCAUUCCUAGUGUGAGAAAAGAAAUUGAUUCCAAGAAGAAAGAAGUUUUAGAAGCUUUCAGGAAUGAUCAUCGUGAAAGGACAAAGAAAUUAUCCUAUUUACGAGGCCUUCCUAAAAAAGGUCUGAAAACUGAAGAAAUACUAAGUUUACUUGAGGAAAAUUUGAAAUUAGGUGACUACAACUGGAGAGAUGGGCUGGUAUCUGGAUCUGUCUAUUAUUUUGAUCCCAAGUGGCAAAAACUACUGACCAAAGUGUAUGAAAGUACUUUCUUCACUAACCCAUUGCACUGUGACGUAUUUCCUGGAGUAUGCAAAAUGGAAACUGAAGUUAUAAGGAUGGCAGCAGACUUGUUUCAUGGUGAUACCGAAACUUGUGGUACUGUUACAACAGGGGGAACUGAAUCGAUUUUAAUGGCCUGUAAAACAUGGAGGGAUUUUAUGAGAAAAACAAAAGGAAUAAAAAAGCCAGAAAUGGUGGUACCCCGUACAAUCCAUUCUGCUUUUGACAAAGCAGCGCAAUAUUUUUGUAUAAAGAUCAAAUAUGUACCUGUAGACCCAAUAACAUGCAAGGUGGAUCUCAAAUUGAUGGAGAAGGCUAUUACUAAGAAUACAGUUAUGCUUGGAGGCUCAGCUCCAAAUUUCCCUUAUGGUACCAUGGAUGAUAUAGAAGGAAUAUCAAAAUUGGGUUUAAAGUACAAUAUACCUGUUCAUGUUGAUUCCUGCCUUGGUGGAUUUCUAACAGUGUUUAUGGAAGAAGCCGGAUAUAGCAUCCCUCCGUAUGAUUUCAAACUGCCUGGAGUAUCUAGUAUAUCAGCAGAUACACAUAAAUACGCUUUCACUCCAAAAGGUUCUUCUGUAGUUUUAUACAGAAACAAAGAAUUUAGACAUUACCAAUAUACCGUAACCACUGACUGGCCAGGUGGUGUGUACGGUUCUCCUGCUGUAAACGGUUCUCGAGCUGGAGCUAACAUUACAACUUGCUGGGCAACCCUCUUAUAUUUUGGGACAGAUGGAUAUAUACAGGCAACAAGGGAUAUUUUGAGUACUACCAAAUUUAUCGAAGAAAGGCUAAGACAAGUGGAAGGACUUUUUAUUUUUGGACAGCCUGUUACUAGUGUAGUUGCCUUUGGUUCGAAAAUAUUCGAAAUUUAUAGACUGGCGACGGACAUGAAAAAACUUGGUUGGAAUUUGAAUACUCUCCAAUUUCCUUCAGGUGUGCAUCUUGCAGUAACCCAUUUACAUACACAACCUGGAGUUGCCGAGAAGUUCAUUAGCGAUGUUGAAAACAUUGUCCGGGAGCUGAUGAAGAAACCAGAGAAACCGGUAGAAGGGGGGUUGGCGCUCUAUGGAGCUGCGCAGAUCGUACCCGAUAGAUCCCUUGUGGGCGAAUUCAUCAAUUAUUACAUAGAUGCAAUGUAUUACCAUCCAUGUGAAGAUGAGGAAGAGAAAUGCAAUAAUUCUACAACGUAAUUCUUUUUGUGUUCUUCGACAUUCCAUUUAUGUUAUACAAUUUUUUUUAAACUCGGACAUAGUUUUUCACUUUAUUAAGCAUUUAUUACGAUUUCAUAUUGAUAAGCAGCAAUUUCAAGGAGAUUUUCAUGUGGUUGUGUGUGAAAUAAUAUAAUUUAAGAACAAUAAUUAUAAAUAUAUGGAGCAAUACGUACUUAUUCAGGGUAUAAACGUGAUUUAAAUUAUAUAUGAUGUUGAAAUUGAUUAUUUUGGAAUAAAAUAUGUUAUGCAAUA